Messenger RNA from Camelina sativa (false flax), 1227 nucleotides. The record is from RefSeq and is a predicted model, not a curated record. Lineage: Eukaryota; Viridiplantae; Streptophyta; Magnoliopsida; Brassicales; Brassicaceae.
AUGGCGAGACCGGUGGAGCUUCUUAAUGAUUUGGUAGAUGAGAUUCUCUAUCGCGUUCCGGCCACUUCCCUUAAACGAUUACGAGCUACUUGCAAACGAUGGAACCGUUUAUUCAAAGAUGAUCGGAGAUUCGGAAGCGAGCACCGCGAUAAAGCCGCAAAGGAGAUUCACUCUCUCAUCUUGACAGAGAAGUGCCGGAUUUGUCCGGUGAGCAUCAAUCUUCCCAAUGGAGAUGUUCCUCCAUCUCUAGAGGUAAAAAAAGAGCUUAGCCUACCACAUCCGCAUUUUAACAAUUCAUCUCAGUACGAUAUAGCUAAUGUCUGUCACUGCGACGGCUUAUUGUUAUGCAACCCCUACGACGGAGACAUCACUUGGUUUGGUACUAAAAUAGUGGUUUGGAACCCGUUUACUGGUCAAACCAGGUGGAUCGAAGCCCGCAAUCGUAAGAUGAAUAGUACCAUAUUUGUUCUCGGAUACUACUACAAGCAAGACAAGAACAAGAACAAGUCCUGUAGUAAAAGAAGCUACAAAAUUUUGUGCUUUGGUUUUCAUGGCGAAGAUAUAGAAAUCUACGAGCUUAACUCUAAUGAUUCGUGGAGGAGGCUUCCUGACGGUGAUCUCACUCCACCAGGAUGGUCCAUUGAUUGCUCUGCCAACGAUUACGUCGUGUUUUUAACGGGAAGUGCUUACUUUUUUGCUAAGGAGAAAUCAAAACCGCAACUUAGCUUGUCAUUGGUCAGAUUUGAUUUUUCUACUGAGAAAUCAUCUCUGUUUGUGGCUCUUCCCCGUCAGUAUCCAAGGCAUGAGGUUUUGAGUCUUUCCGUUGUUGGAGAAGAGAAGCUCUCCGUGUUUUUACAGCCAAAUGAGGCAUCCAAGGCUGAGAUAUGGGUGACGAGUAAGAUUGAUGUGUCCACCAAAGUGGUGUCCGGGAGCAAGGUCUUAGCAGUUGAUUUGAGCCCUGAUCUUCAGAUUACUUCUAAUGUCCACUUUUUGCUUGACGAGGAUAAGAAAGUCGCCGUGUGUAGUGAAAGGUGGAUGGAAGACGAGAACAAGUCCAUCGACAAGACAUUCUUUCUCGGAGAGGAUAACAAAGUCCGUGAAUUGGGUUUUGGUCAGCUGGAUUGGGUUGAUGCAGCAAAUUCGCCAGUUAUUCUUAAUUACGUUCCAAGUUUGGUCCAAAUCGAGCUACCUGCUGCUGGUUGCAACAAAAGAAAAAGAGGUGACUAA